AUGACAGCCGUCCUUGCGGCGACGGGGUCAGUGGCACAUUUCGGAGAUUACAAGUCUACUACAGAUAGACGGACCAAAGCACAAGUGCCGGACAUCGCUGUGAUGAAUCACAAUGGCCUACUACGUAUUGUAGGCGAGUUGAAAACUCCCUGGAUCAGCCAGCAUGAUCUGGCAGCUGGGUACAGAAAGCUGCCCCAUCUGCGCCGCAUCAUUGCCCAACCUGUGGGAUACAUGCUGGCAGCAAAGCUUAAAUAUGGAUUUAUAUCCACCAUUGACCGGACAAUAUUCCUGAAGCAAGAGGUCAUAGGGGACGUAUGCACUAUAGCCUUUAGUAGGCCUAUAGGGAACGUGACAGAAGGAAAAUGGGUGGAGGAUAGGGACUACAAAGAUAAUGUAUCAUUGAGGGAGUGUUUCCUCUACUUGGUCAAUGAGGCAGAGAGGGACCACAUGGCCAACAACCAACUGCCACGAGAGCAGUGGAUCAAGUUGUAG
Molecule: messenger RNA, 492 nt
Organism: Aspergillus nomiae NRRL 13137
Lineage: Eukaryota; Fungi; Ascomycota; Eurotiomycetes; Eurotiales; Aspergillaceae
Exons: 2
Coding region: 1-492 (163 amino acids)
Source: RefSeq, a predicted model, not a curated record